GUGGCCGCAUGUUUGAUGACCCCACCCUCAUCAGCGCUCGUCACUCACGUACACCUGCCGCCGAAAUCUGCAAAAAAUCUCGACCACAACGUUGGAAGUGUUCUGUAAUAUCUAAUAACGUGUAUGGAACGCGCUCGGACAGCUAGCUACGCUGCUCCCGUUUCCCGCAGACAUGCUCACUUCUGUGCGCUGCGUGCUAACCAAGCUAGUUUCUUCGAUUUGGAGAACAGCUGAUGCAGGUGGAGACAACAUCUUCACGGAAAGCCCUGGCACAGAGGACAUCCGCCAUCUGCGGGGCAGCGUGGUGACGCAGCUGUGUUUGGACUACGGGAUGAUAGACGAUGCCAUAUACUUCACAAGCAGUGAGGUUUUGGGCGGAAUUCAACUAAAAGAGGGAGACCAGGUGAACUGCAUCGCAAUCAGAGAUGGUGCUGAGAAAGGAUGGAAAGCUCUGAGGGUGGAGAAAAGUGCAGAUGCCUGGGAAGACGGAGGGAGGACUUCCUUAGAAGCAGACAGCAUGCAGCUGCGCCCCCUCAUAGGAACCGUGACGUCCUUUGAUGGCGAUAGUGGCUACAUCAAUCAGACCACAUACUUCACACGCUACAGCCUUUCAGAAGGUUAUGAACCAAUGAAAGGUGACUGGAUUCAAGCUAAGUUUUACAUCAACCCCACCCAGUGGACCACCCAAGCUCAUUCUGUGGCUCCAUUACGCUAUAGUCGCCUAAACCAGGUGCGAGUGACUAGUGUGUAUGGGAACAGCGGCGUGGUGGAGGACAGUGUUUUCUUUAGCUUGGACUCUCUGCUCCUGCCAGCCGAAUACAAGCCUUCACCAGGGGAUCUGGUCAACUUGGUGAUGGUGGAGAGCUGUCAGUCCUUCUACUCCUGGAGAGCCCUCUGCAUUGCGCCCUGCCGUCAGAGUAUGAAUUUUGCUGCUGAGCCUCUCCUGGAGGCCGAGUUGAAUCACCUCUUGGAAAACAAAGGCGGGAUCGACGUAUCAGACUACGGACAAUUUGGGGACCUGAUGCUGGGGGAGAGAUGUGAGCUGGUGCUGUGGAUACAAAAUAAUGGCUCCGAGUCUCAAACACUGAAGUGCUGCGACUUUGCUGGGUGGGACUCUGCAGAGCAGUUUACCGUGGUUACCGUCAGCACGGCACCCAACCAGAGACAGAAACCUGUUCACAAAAAUUUCCCAGAGUCCUCAGAGGAACAAGUCGGAGAUGCAAAGAAAGUAAAGAGAGAAAAUGGUGCAAUGCAGACAGACGCAGACCUACCUCACGACGCAAGAAAGGAGAGAGAGGUGGAAAUAUCCCCAGGAGAAAGAGUGUCUGUUGUUAUCGCCUGCAAAGCAAAGAGCCUUGGAUGCUGCACUGAGCUACUGUUGCUGCACUUCUCUUCUUUCACCAUUGGGAGGCGUCUUCUGGUCACAGUGGGUAGUGAGGAUGAAAACCUGCUGAAGCCCUCUGAGGUUUAUUGUCCCAGUAAUGCCAAGGUGCUCUCAAAAGCCCCCUCCCACGUUGUCACCGUCUCAGCUCCAAAAGUUUUGCCGAGGCUCAGUAAGCGACGGUUGCCAAACUUCCUGCCAAGCUUUCCGGUGCCGAAGGCUCUGAGAGACUGUGUGGAGUCGGGGAAGGAUGUGCUGGCUGUUCAGCCAUGCUUAGGAGAGGCUCUCUCACCGUCCAACAUGUUUUCAAGAUUCUCGACCCUCCUGUGGCUCGAAGAGCUGAACGCAGAAAAGGAAUUAAGGGAGUUCUCCAUCAGUGGAGCGCUCCUGCGCAAAGGAGGCGUCUACCUGCACCUCGAGGUGCUUGGCCUGGCUGAAGGCAGACCUAAUCUUAACAUAGGAGACAGAGUUUUACUGAAGAAGCUACAGAGCGACGGUUUGGAGAUGGAGUACAUCAGCUACGUCACCGAGAUCAAUGACGAGAACGUGAGUUUGAGAGUGAAUUCAAACUUUCACCACAGCUACCUCGGCGAGCCUCUUGACGUCGAGUUCACCUACAACAGGUUAACCAUAAGGCGAUGUCACAAUGCUCUUGAGCUGACGAAGCAUUUUGGGGAGAUUCUCUUCCCCUCCAGAGUGUCGCCUCAAACCCACCUGUGGACUGGAGAAUGGAUGGACGAGAAUCCACCAGUGGAAAAUGGAGACGCGUCGAAACCGUGUGUCGAUAUAAAGUCAAAGGCCAAACAGACUAAAGGCAAAGGAAAACAAACCUCCAAACCAAUGCCCAGCAAAGGGCAGUUUUUUAACCCAGACCUUAACCCCUGUCAGAAGGAGGCAGUGAAGAGGGUCCUGGAGGCAGAAUGUCGCCCUCUUCCUUACGUGCUGUUUGGACCUCCAGGAACCGGGAAGACCAUCACUCUUAUUGAAAUCAUACUGCAGGUCUACCACUUCCUGCCCAGCAGUCGGGUGCUUGUCUGCACGCCGUCCAACAGCGCCGCUGACCUCAUCUGCGUGCGUCUGCAUCACAGCGGCUUUCUGCAUGCCGCUAGCCUGGCCCGUGUUAACGCCUCCUCUAGGGAGACUGAGUCUCUUCCCGAAGUGCUGCAGCCGUACUCCCGGGCUGGAGAAGACAUCCGUCACGCUGCUUUCCAUAGGAUUGUCGUCAGCACCUGCUCCAGUGCUGGCAUGUUCCAUAAUAUUGGAAUACAAGAGGGACAUUUUACUCAUGUGUUUCUGGAUGAAGCUGGCCAAGCCACUGAGCCCGAGUCUCUGAUCCCCAUCAGCUUCGUCUCAGAGAGAGAUGGACAGAUAGUGCUGGCUGGAGACCCCUGCCAACUGGGUCCCAUAGUGAAGUCCAACCUUGCCAAUGCCUUUGGGUUGGGCAUGUCUUUACUGGAGAGGCUGAUGACCAACCCACUAUACACCAAACAGGACUGGGGAUAUAAUCCUAAACUGGUGACCAAGUUAAUCUACAACUACCGUUCCCAUGAGGCGCUGCUGAUGCUGCCCUCCAAGCUCUUCUACCUGGGGGAGCUAUGCUUCAAGGCUCAGAGGGAGAUCGUGGACUCCCUCUGCCAGUGGAAAAACCUGCCCAAAAAAGACUUCCCCCUCUUUUUCCACGGUGUUAGGGGCACAGAAAUGAGGGAAGGAAACAACCCGUCAUGGUUCAACCCAGUAGAGGCUGUGCAGGUGAUGCUCUACUGCUGCCAGCUGGCAAAGAAGCUCUACAACCCCGUGCACCCCUCUGACAUCGGCAUCAUCGCCCCCUACAGGAAGCAAUGUGAGAAGAUUCGAGUGCUGCUGGGUAAGGUGGGCUUGUCUGACAUCAAAGUGGGCUCAGUGGAGGAGUUCCAGGGACAAGAGUUUCUGGUCAUCAUCUUGUCGACGGUGCGCUCUAGUGAAUCAGUGGAAAGCGAGGAUUUGCAGAGUUCGCUUGGUUUUCUGGCCAAUCCGAAACGCUUCAACGUGGCCAUCACCCGACCCAAAGCUCUGCUCAUAAUUGUUGGAGACCCCCACACUCUCAUCAGGGAUCCCUGCUUCAGGGCUCUGCUGCAGUACUGUUUCAGCAAUGGGGCGUAUCUGGGCUGCGACCCUCCGCAGGCCCUACGGACUUCCCAGAUCAUUUCAGAGAACCAGUGAAGAGCGUAAAAAGGACAUGGUGUCACUGAUUCUGCUACAUUUUUUUUUUCUAUUUCCUUUAUAUACUUUUGGCUUUUUCUGUGUUGACUGUUCUUAAACUUGGGAUUACCUCAUAACUGAUUAAGGGAAAACAUUUAGAUUUUGUAAGAGAAAGAUCCCUGCAAUUAAAAAAUUUAAGAUUAUGUC
Molecule: messenger RNA, 3766 nt
Organism: Poecilia latipinna (sailfin molly)
Lineage: Eukaryota; Metazoa; Chordata; Actinopteri; Cyprinodontiformes; Poeciliidae
Gene: mov10l1
Product: Mov10 like RNA helicase 1
Exons: 27
Coding region: 173-3580 (1135 amino acids)
Molecular function (GO): helicase activity
Source: RefSeq, a predicted model, not a curated record